Hermetia illucens (black soldier fly) is the source of this 3398-nucleotide messenger RNA. RefSeq lists its product as uncharacterized. The transcript is spliced from 6 exons. Lineage: Eukaryota; Metazoa; Arthropoda; Insecta; Diptera; Stratiomyidae. The record is from RefSeq and is a predicted model, not a curated record. The coding region runs from base 1518 to 2894 and encodes 458 amino acids.
UUCGCCCAUACAGAAGGUUACUCGCUUGAGUCUUUCGUUUUCCGCUCCCGUGUAUCGCGCGUAAUAACAACGUAAAUAACUAACCACCAUGAAUCAUGUAACCGUAAAAUUAACGCAAUAUUAGAGAAUUUUUAAUUACUUGGUUACAGGCUAAUUAAAGUCACUAAGUAAAAAAAAAAGUGGCUUCUUUCCACUGUUUAAGUGAUACUCGCAAACGAAGAACGCCGUUUUGGUUUCGCCAUCUAUUCUGUGUUUUUCAUGUCGUUCACUUCGUCAGUAUAAUUGUAACUAAAUGCAAACCCGCAUAUUCGUUGUAAAACUGAAUUUAUGGCCAACUAGAUUUCGUUAGCUUGUCACAGUGCAUUAAGUAGCGAGUUUUUCGUUUGUUUUUCUUGAAAUGUGGAACGAGAAUUCAAGAAGGUCACAGCGAGUUUUCGACAUGUCGAGCAUAUUGUGAGCUGAAAGUGCAUCCAAGUUCUGGUCAAAAAAAGUGAUAAGUAUCCAUAACACCAACACGAAAGUUCUCCAAUACCCAAAUACUUUUAUUGAUUUGUUUUUUUUUUUGGCAUCGCCAUCGAUACGAAUUGCACGGUAGUGUAUGCGGUCAUACUUUUUGUUUGGUUUUUUGCGCGGUGUGAAUUUUGCGUUCACCUUUCCAAUGACUUAGUGGCCCAGAGUGGAGACCCAUUUGAACGACCCACUCUUCGUGUUGGAGCCUCAGUUUCAACCUUAUGCCUUGUUGGUAGUACGAAGGAACAAGUUUUUUUUUGUGGUUGUGUAAAAGACACAAAAUUACGCAAACCUUAGCGGAGAGUUUUACGUGCACAAUGAUGGAUCACUGAGUCAUUUUGAAAGCAUCUCAGAUUUUUGCGUAUGUGAAAUGCACGAGUUGGAGUUUAGUAAACAAAGUGUAGAUAAUUGAAGACGAUAAAAUCAAGCGAAUCUCACAAUCACCGACGAACGAUUUAGAUGUAAUGACUAAAAGCGAGUACUUUCUGUAAAUCAACGUACAGUAACAACAAUUCAACCACCAAAUGAAAUAAUUAUUUCAAUGGGAACCGCCGUUACCGCUCCAAACAAUAACAAUUGAACUACAAUAAAAUGAAACUUAAGAAAACAAUCAAACUAUGAUUACACGUGGGAAUCGAGAUCCACUCCGAAAAAUGAACAGCGAAUUUAACACGAAAGACUGCAGUGAUGUAACGAAUUAUCCGCCAUUAUUGAAAUUCAAUUUUUCGGCCGUUACUUUUCUCGCGCUCCUCAAGGAAAAUCCCAUCAAUUCUUUUGGUUAGUUUAUAUGAAAAGAAUUGAGUUAAAUUAUUCGAGAGGGAGUCUUCCUUCAUUCUUCUAAAACUACAUAAAUACAGGAAAAUUUUUGGUGAAAUAAUAAAAUAAAUUAAUUCACGGUACCAUUAUUGGGUGAGAAGGUGAAUUGUGCAAGAUCCAUGGUCAUUUGAGGAAGUAAGAAUUAGGCGAAAACACGAUUCAUCUGAAAUUACGAGGAAACUAGAGCAAGCAUGGAUCUGAAUAACGAAGAGAAAAUGGAGUCGGCGACAAACUCUACAAAGCUAAAUGAAAAACGCAAUUUUUCCGAGCGAUUGUAUCAGUUCUGGACGGGGCGUGUUAUGGAAUAUUUCUCAAAAGCUAAUUUAUUUACAAUAUGUUGCGUAACGGCUGGAUUGUUGCUGAUAGUAUAUCUAGGAGCAUUCUCAUGCGAAGUCUCUUGGUUAUUGGAAGCUCAUGGAGACCUUCCAACUCCAUCGUAUUUAUUAUGCGCUGGAUAUUUCAUAAUGUUUGUUGCCUCAACGAUCCUAAUACAUGGCCUAGUCACAGGACUACCAUGGGGAUUAUUUAGUUGGUCUGUGAUAGUCGGAAUUCUUUCAAUUCCGGAACUAGCAUUCGUUAUGAUUAUGACUACACAAUUUUGGGGUCUACAAUCUACACAUGGAUUGACAGAGCUUGUAGGAUAUUUAAUUCGAUUGAUAAUCAAUUGCCUAACAUUGUUAUGUGUAAUACCGACGGCGUUAAAAUGGCGUCGUGAAGCGAAAGUCCUGACUCAGCUACAGACUUUAGCAGCCCGUCUGCAGCUUCAGACACCACCACCAACUACGCCGGCAUUAAAGUCGAACUCGACACGAAAUAGUAAAAAGCGACGUAGGAGUCGAAGACCUAGUGCUUACGAUAAUCCUGGCUUUGUUGUGAACGAGGGAGGAAUGAAUCCCAUGUUUCCCCCCUUCCAGGAUAGCUACUCUCAAAACAACGAAUUCAAUGCAAGUAUAUUUGGCUUGCAUCCCGGACAAUACAUUGGACCUUAUCCCCCACCACAAGCAGCUUUCUCUAAACGAACACAAUCGCUAUUGGACUUACGAUACGUCCUUCCAACUUUCAACCAAAAAUCAUCUAUCGACGAGUGUGAUGGUAAAAUUUUGAACAACAAUAUCGAAAAUCUGAAAAACGUAAACGAAAAGACAAAACCACCCCUCCAGGACGUGACUAGCAUGAAAGUAGCGCCAGAUGACCCCAUUUAUUGCACAAUCGACUCAAACAAAAGUACCAAAUUAGCAAGAAAUUGUGUCUCACUUGAAAAUCUCGAGGACAUUACUAAACUCAAAAACGAUCUAAGUUACGGCAAUAAUCUGUUGCAAAACUACCACUUCUGGCCGAUGAUGGGAGGGUUUGGACCGGCGCAACUGCAGCAACCUCCGCAUUACCAAUUUCUCCGGUUUCCAUUUGCAUACUAUCAUCACCAGCAUAAUCCUCUAGUAGGUUGUGGUGGCGUCGGUUACGGGGGAUUCACACAUCCUUAUGCAAAUCGAAGCAACACGAAUAGCAAGCAAUCGGUUGGGACAUCCGAAUCGGAUGACUACCGGAAAUAUCGGGACGUGGCAUUAUAGUAGGCGAAGUCGGUGCUGAAUGCAUUCUUCAGAAAAUUAGACCAAAGUUAUGAUAUUAGAACGAAUAUAGCAAUAUUGAUUGAAAUUAAUUGUUCAUCGUCAUCGUUGGCAUUUGUGCUUAGUAUCCAGUCAAGUAUAUGACGUCAGAUACGCCUUGCAACUGUUUCAUUAGCAGAGAAUAUUCCUAACAUUCGGAAGUUGCACCACUUACAUGUCCUAGUCUUCAACGUUUACCUGAGUUAACGAACACAAAACGCAUUAAGCUGUUAAGAGAAAUAUUAUAGAAUCGACCAAAAGGGUGUUACUAACAAUUCGGAACUAUGGUGGGAUAUAUAUUUUAUAGAAUUAUAUUUGUACGAACCAGUAGAUGUAAUAUUUAUUGUUUUUAGUGUAUUUGACUAUGUUAAAGUUGUCUAACCAAUAUGUAAAUAUUUACUAUAUGUAUGUCCUUUACUUUAAUAUCGAGAGACCUAAAGAAUGUUGAUAUAUUUUUAUAGAUAAUAA